AUGGCGUCCACUGAAAUCACUGCCAAAGCAGCCGCCCAAAAAGUCGAAGAGCUUGCUGAGCGAGACGCUGAUACCACGGACUCAGAUAUCCGUUAUCUCGCAUACGGUGCCCGCCUCAGAACCGCGCUACGCGCUGGAACGCGGUAUAUCGCUUAUACCAGUGACAUCGGAGAAGCAUUUCGUCCCGUGGUUCCCCCUUGGGUCGUCACAGCUGCAUACGGCGUCUCCUGGUUAUACCUCUCAGGCGAUGUUGCAUAUGACGCAUACAAAACUUAUCAUCGAGGUCCUUCUCCCAUAGAGGCUGCUAAUUUCUCCGAGACGACUAGAGUUGGUAUUGCCGCUGUUCAGCGAGCUACUUUCCAAUCCAUUGCCUCCAUGGCUCUUCCCGCUUUCACCAUUCACACAGCAGUUGCCCAGUCGCGAAAGGCUUUCCGUCAUGCCACGAACCCAAAAGUGAAGACCUGGGGCCCUACCGUGACCGGCCUGGCCAUUGUGCCCAUUUUACCCUACCUUUUCGAUCACCCUGUGGAAUAUGCAACGGAACAUGCAUUCGACUGGAUACGAGAGAAGCUUAUUGAACGGAACCAAGCUCAGAAUAAGGAAUCGAACGACAGAAAGGAACUAUAG
Molecule: messenger RNA, 627 nt
Organism: Psilocybe cubensis
Lineage: Eukaryota; Fungi; Basidiomycota; Agaricomycetes; Agaricales; Agrocybaceae
Exons: 4
Coding region: 1-627 (208 amino acids)
Biological process (GO): mitochondrial fission
Cellular component (GO): mitochondrion
Source: RefSeq, a predicted model, not a curated record